AUGACUGGCUGCAUCACCACUUGGUAUGGCAACUCCUCGGCAUCCGACCCCAAGGCGCUACAGAGGGUAGUGUGUACGACCCAGUUCAUCACUGGGACCGAGCUUCCUGUCAUACAGGACCUCAAUACCAGGCAGUGUCCGUGGAAGCAUCUAACAAUUGUCAAAGACUCCAGCCAUCCAAGUCCCACUCUGUUCUUUCUGCUACCGCAUGGCAAGCGGCCCCCAGUCACCCCAGCCAACCCUGCUGUCCAAGCCUUUGUGUCAGGCCCCCAGUCACCCCAGCCAACCCUGCUGUCCAGGCCUUUGUGUCAGGCCCCCAGUCACCCCAGCCAACCCUGCUGUCCAGGCCUUUGUGUCAGGCCCCCAGUCACCCCAGCCAACCCUGCUGUCCAGGCCUUUGUGUCAGGCCCCAGUCACCCCAGCCAACCCUGCUGUCCAGGCCUUUGUGUCAGGCCCCCAGUCACCCCAGCCAACCCUGCUGUCCAGGCCUUUGUUUCAGGCCCCAGUCACCCCAGCCAACCCUGCUGUCCAGGCCUUUGUGUCAGGCCCCCAGUCACCCCAGCCAACCCUGCUGUCCAGGCCUUUGUGUCAGGCCCCCAGUCACCCCAGCCAACCCUGCUGUCCAGGCCUUUGUGUCAGGCCCCCAGUCACCCCAGCCAACCCUGCUGUCCAGGCCUUUGUGUCAGGCCCCCAGUCACCCCAGCCAACCCUGCUGUCCAGGCCUUUGUGCUGUCCAGGCCCCCAGUCACCCCAGCCAACCCUGCUGUCCAGGCCUUGUGUCAGGCCCCCAGUCACCCCAGCCAACCCUGCUGUCCAGGCCUUUGUGUCAGGCCCCAGUCACCCCAGCCAACCCUGCUGUCCAGGCCUUUGUGUCAGGCCCCCAGUCACCCCAGCCAACCCUGCUGUCCAGGCCUUUGUGUCAGGCCCCCAGUCACCCCAGCCAACCCUGCUGUCCAGGCCUUUGUGUCAGGCCCCCAGUCACCCCAGCCAACCCUGCUGUCCAGGCCUUUGUGUCAGGCCCCAGUCACCCCAGCCAACCCUGCUGUCCAGGCCUUUGUUUCAGGCCCCCAGUCACCCCAGCCAACCCUGCUGUCCAGGCCUUUGUGUCAGGCCCCCAGUCACCCCAGCCAACCCUGCUGUCCAGGCCUUUGUGUCAGGCCCCCAGUCACCCCAGCCAACCCUGCUGUCCAGGCCUUUGUGUCAGGCCCCCAGUCACCCCAGCCAACCCUGCUGUCCAGGCCUUUGUGUCAGGCCCCCAGUCACCCCAGCCAACCCUGCUGUCCAGGCCUUUGUGUCAGGCCCCCAGUCACCCCAGCCAACCCUGCUGUCCAGGCCUUUGUGUCAGGCCCCCAGUCACCCCAGCCAACCCUGCUGUCCAGCCAACACCUGCUGUCCAGGCCUUUGUGUCAGGCCCCAGUCACCCCAGCCAACCCUGCUGUCCAGGCCUUUGUGUCAGGCCCCCAGUCACCCCAGCCAACCCUGCUGUCCAGGCCUUUGUGUCAGGCCCCCAGUCACCCCAGCCAACCCUGCUGUCCACCUCAGGCCCCCAGUCACCCCAGCCAACCCUGCUGUCCAGGCCUUUGUGUCAGGCCCCCAGUCACCCCAGCCAACCCUGCUGUCCAGGCCUUUGUGUCAGGCCCCAGUCACCCCAGCCAACCCUGCUGUCCAGGCCUUUGUGUCAGGCCCCCAGUCACCCCAGCCAACCCUGCUGUCCAGGCCUUUGUGUCAGGCCCCCAGUCACCCCAGCCAACCCUGCUGUCCAGGCCUUUUUCAGGCCCCCAGUCACCCCAGCCAACCCUGCUGUCCAGGCCUUUGUGUCAGGCCCCCAGUCACCCCAGCCAACCCUGCUGUCCAGGCCUUUGUGUCAGGCCCCAGUCACCCCAGCCAACCCUGCUGUCCAGGCCUUUGUGUCAGGCCCCCAGUCACCCCAGCCAACCCUGCUGUCCAAGCCUUUGUGUCAGGCCCCCUGUCCAGUCACCCCAGCCAACCCUGCUGUCCAGGCCUUUGUGUCAGGCCCCCAGUCACCCCAGCCAACCCUGCUGUCCAAGCCUUUGUGUCAGGCCCCAGUCACCCCAGCCAACCCUGCUGUCCAGGCCUUUGUGUCAGGCCCCCAGUCACCCCAGCCAACCCUGCUGUCCAAGCCUUUGUGUCAGGCCCCCAGUCACCCCAGCCAACCCUGCUGUCCAGGCCUUUGUGUCAGGCCCCCAGUCACCCCAGCCAACCCUGCUGUCCAGGCCUUUGUGUCAGGCCCCAGUCACCCCAGCCAACCCUGCUGUCCAGGCCUUUGUGUCAGGCCCCAGUCACCCCAGCCAACCCUGCUGUCCAGGCCUUUGUGUCAGGCCCCCAGUCACCCCAGCCAACCCUGCUGUCCAAGCCUUUGUGUCAGGCCCCCAGUCACCCCCCCAGCCAGCCAACCCUGCUGUCCAGGCCUUUGUGUCAGGCCCCCAGGCACCCCAGCCAACCCUGCUGUCCAAGCCUUUGUGUCAGGCCCCCAGUCACCCCAGCCAACCCUGCUGUCCAGGCCUUUGUGUCAGGCCCCCAGUCACCCCAGCCAACCCUGCUGUCCAAGCCUUUGUGUCAGGCCCCCAGUCACCCCAGCCAACCCUGCUGUCCAGGCCUUUGUGUCAGGCCCCCAGUCACCCCAGCCAACCCUGCUGUCCAGGCCUUUGUGUCAGGCCCCCAGUCACCCCAGCCAACCCUGCUGUCCAGGCCUUUGUGUCAGGCCCCCCCAGUCACCCCAGCCAACCCUGCUGUCCAGGCCUUUGUUUCAGGCCCCCAGUCACCCCAGCCAACCCUGCUGUCCAGGCCUUUGUGUCAGGCCCCAGUCACCCCAGCCAACCCUGCUGUCCAGGCCUUUGUGUCAGGCCCCCAGUCACCCCAGCCAACCCUGCUGUCCAGGCCUUUGUGUCAGGCCCCCAGUCACCCCAGCCAACCCUGCUGUCCAGGCCUUUGUGUCAGGCCCCCAGUCACCCCAGCCAACCCUGCUGUCCAGGCCUUUGUGUCAGGCCCCCAGUCACCCCAGCCAACCCUGCUGUCCAGGCCUUUGUGUCAGGCCCCCAGUCACCCCAGCCAACCCUGCUGUCCAGGCCUUUGUGUCAGGCCCCCAGUCACCCCAGCCAACCCUGCUGUCCAGGCCUUUGUGUCAGGCCCCCAGUCACCCCAGCCAACCCUGCUGUCCAGGCCUUUGUGUCAGGCCCCCAGUCACCCCAGCCCCCUGCUGUCCAGGCCUUUGUGUCAGGCCCCCAGUCACCCCAGCCAACCCUGCUGUCCAAGCCUUUGUGUCAGGCCCCCAGUCACCCCAGCCAACCCUGCUGUCCAGGCCUUUGUGUCAGGCCCCCAGUCACCCCAGCCAACCCUGCUGUCCAGGCCUUUGUGUCAGGCCCCCAGUCACCCCAGCCAACCCUGCUGUCCAAGCCUUUGUGUCAGGCCCCAGUCAGGCCCCAGUCACCCCAGCCAACCCUGCUGUCCAGGCCUUUGUGUCAGGCCCCCAGUCACCCCAGCCAAACCAGGCCUGGCCCCCAGUCACCCCAGCCAACCCUGCCUGUCCCAGGCCUUUGUGUCAGGCCCCCAGUCACCCCAGCCAAACCACCUGGCCCCCCAGUCACCCCAGCCAACCCUGCUGUCCAGGCCUUUGUGUCAGGCCCCCAGUCACCCCAGCCAAACCACCUGGCCCCCAGUCACCCCAGCCAACCCUGCUGUCCAGGCCUUUGUGUCAGGCCCCCAGUCACCCCAGCCAACCCUGCUGUCCAGGCCUUUGUGUCAGGCCCCCAGUCACCCCAGCCAACCCUGCUGUCCAGGCCUUUGUGGCCUUUGUGUCAGGCCCCCAGUCACCCCAGUGGCACCCCCAGCCAACCCUGCUGUCCAGGCCUUUGUGUCAGGCCCCCAGUCACCCCAGCCAAACCUGCUGUCCAGGCCUUUGUGUCAGGCCCCAGUCACCCCAGCCAACCCUGCUGUCCAGGCCUGUGUCAGGCCCCAGUCACCCCAGCCAACCCUGCUGUCCAGGCCUUUGUGUCAGGCCCCAGUCACCCCAGCCAAACCACUGGCCCCCAGUCACAGCCAACCCUGCCUCCAGGCCUUGUGUCAGGCCCCCAGUCACCCCAGCCAACCCUGCUGUCCAGGCCUUUGUGUCAGGCCCCAGCCCCAGUCACCCCAGCCAACCCUGCUGUCCAGGCCUUUGUGUCAGGCCCCCAGUCACCCCAGCCAACCCUCCUGUCCAGGCCUUUGUGUCAGGCCCCCAGUCACCCCAGCCAACCCUGCUGUCCAGGCCUUUGUGUCAGGCCCCCAGUCACCCCAGGCCUUUGUGUCACCCCAGUCACCCCAGCCAACCCUGCUGUCCAGGCCUUUGUGUCAGGCCCCAGUCACCCCAGCCAACCCUGCUGUCCAAGCCUUUGUGUCAGGCCCCCAGUCACCCCAGCCAACCCUGCUGUCCAGGCCUUUGUGUCAGGCCCCCAGUCACCCCAGCCAACCCUGCUGUCCAAGCCUUUGUGUCAGGCCCCCAGUCACCCCAGCCAACCCUGCUGUCCAAGCCUUUGUGUCAGGCCCCCAGUCACCCCAGCCAACCCUGUUGUCCAAGCCUUUGUGUCAGGCCCCCAGUCACCCCAGCCAACCCUGCUGUCCAGGCCUUUGUGUCAGGCCCCCAGUCACCCCAGCCAACCCUGCUGUCCAAGCCUUUGUGUCAGGCCCCCAGUCACCCCAGCCAACCCUGCUGUCCAAGCCUUUGUGUCAGGCCCCCAGUCACCCCAGCCAACCCUGCUGUCCAAGCCUUUGUGUCAGGCCCCCAGUCACCCCAGCCAACCCUGCUGUCCAAGCCUUUGUGUCAGGCCCCCAGUCACCCCAGCCAACCCUGCUGUCCAAGCCUUUGUUUCAGGCCCCCAGUCACCCCAGCCAACCCUGCUGUCCAAGCCUUUGUGUCAGGCCCCCAGUCACCCCAGCCAACCCUGCUGUCCAAGCCUUUGUGUCAGGCCCCCAGUCACCCCAGCCAACCCUGCUGUCCAAGCCUUUGUGUCAGGCCCCCAGUCACCCCAGCCAACCCUGCUGUCCAAGCCUUUGUGUCAGGCCCCCAGUCACCCCAGCCAAACCACCUGGCCACGAGCCACAGCCAGGGGAGGGGUGGUAAUACUCAUACUGUAG
Messenger RNA from Oncorhynchus nerka (sockeye salmon), 5130 nucleotides. RefSeq names its product proline-rich protein 36-like. Lineage: Eukaryota; Metazoa; Chordata; Actinopteri; Salmoniformes; Salmonidae. The transcript has 2 exons. Bases 1 to 5130 code for a protein of 1709 amino acids. The record is from RefSeq and is a predicted model, not a curated record.